This is a messenger RNA of Neoarthrinium moseri, 1032 nucleotides long. RefSeq lists its product as uncharacterized. The transcript is spliced from 3 exons. The record is from RefSeq and is a predicted model, not a curated record. Gene Ontology annotation, molecular function: protein heterodimerization activity. Gene Ontology annotation, biological process: transcription initiation at RNA polymerase II promoter. Bases 1 to 1032 code for a protein of 343 amino acids. Gene Ontology annotation, cellular component: transcription factor TFIID complex. Lineage: Eukaryota; Fungi; Ascomycota; Sordariomycetes; Amphisphaeriales; Apiosporaceae.
AUGGACUCGCCCAUGGACGUGGAUACAUCACCCAAGGCUGGCGAGAAGCGAUCGUCUCCCGCCGCCGCGCCGGGCAGUCGAGAUGGCCAGCCGAACAAAAAGCAGCGGACGGAGACGCUGGAACCUGAGCUCCAACCCCAAGCGCAGCCACAGACUCAACCUCAGACGGCUAUGGGCCUUGCGGGAGAUGAGGACAUGCCCGAUUAUCCCAUCGGCCUGGCAGGAACGGCGGCAGCGGGCGAGCACCAGGGUAGCUUGAACGAGGCCGACUUUGCGCGGGAUGGGCUGCAGAGGUCCAUCGUUCUCGCCCUACAGCACGUUGGGUUUGAUUCUGCCUCGCGGGAGGCCCUGGAGAGCUUCACUUCCCACGCCGAAAAAUACCUCACGACCUUUGUUCAGCAUGUGAAGCGGUUCGCCGAGUCAGCGCGACGAGAGCAGCCCACGCCAGCCGACUUCGAUGUCAUACUGCGCAAGCACAACAUUCCCGUCUCGUCCUUGAAGCCGCACCUCAAGAACCCCAUCGCCAAGGAGAAGCUGGAACCCACAUACUACGACCCCUGCCCAACACCACCCCACGCCGACUAUUUUCGGACCACCUCGACUGCCUUCCUGGGACCGGAGCUGGACGGCACGGCGGACCGACAAGAGCGGCCCUGGAUACCAGACUGGCUUCCCCCCUUCCCGAGCAAGCACACGUACAUGUUUACCCCGGUCGAGGCUGCGCCGCCCGACCCGGCUCGGAAACGACAGGAGGCGGUGCAGGAUGCGCUGCUUGGCGAGAAGGCAUUGCGGAAGAUCAAUAGAGCUGCCAAGAUGAGCCAGCAGAAGGAGCUGACGGAGAUCGCACGGCGCAACGCCCUGAGCAAACAGCGGCACGACAGGUGGGAGGAGAUGAUGAAAUCUAUGAUACCCGAACACGGGGCAGCUGGCGAGCGGCAGGAGAUCGCAGACCACAGCAUCAUUGUGGACUCCUCCGUGCGGUAUAAGCGAAGAGAGGUGCCUAGGGAGCACCGCGUACGACCGCAGGGUUAA